AUGUAUAUGAGUGCGGCUCAGUUAUUGCGGCACGGCUCUUAUGUCAUGAGCUUCGCUGCCGUUCCGUCCUCUUCUACAACAUUUGCCCUCGGCUACACCCCAACAUCUCAAGACCUGCCGAUUCUUGGAGCCAUGGCGUUCAAGCUCACAGGUACUUCAAAAGUUCACUUCCAAUCGGGAUGGCAGUGGCAUACUCUCAUGGAGCCAAGAGACCGACAUGAGCCUCACGAUGCUUCAGACGGCAUAUCGCAACAAGACACUCAGCUCUACAACGUACGCGCGAAGGAAUGUAGCGAUAUGAAAGAGACCGAAGCCUUUCUCAAGCCCAAAGUUCAGAAUCCAGAGACCAUGUCCUUCAGCACUAUCGGGAUGGUAUAA
Messenger RNA from Parastagonospora nodorum SN15, 378 nucleotides. RefSeq lists its product as hypothetical. Bases 1 to 378 code for a protein of 125 amino acids. The transcript is spliced from 2 exons. NCBI's taxonomy places the organism in Eukaryota, Fungi, Ascomycota, Dothideomycetes, Pleosporales, Phaeosphaeriaceae. The record is from RefSeq and is a predicted model, not a curated record.